AUCGCAUCGAUUCUUUAUCACGCUCUCUUCACUUCUCUCCAAUACUCCCCCUCUGCCCUCUGCACUUUUUUCAGUAUUUUAUUUUUUUGGCUGUCCACAAAUCCUUCUUAUCUUCGAUAUCAAAUUUCAAAAAUACAAAAAGGAAACUAGAAAUAGAAAAGUGGGUUUUCGAAGAUGUUGCAAGAUUUGUGGAACGCUCCUCCGGGAUUCAGGCCUUCUAAAUCGGCCCCCACUUCUCCGGCGAAGCCCCUCGGGGUUCUGAGAAGUCGCUCCGAGUCCUUCCAUGCCAUCCACAAAGUCCCAGUCGGUGACACACCUUAUGUUAGAGCCAAGAACGUUCAAUUGGUGGAAAAAGAUCCGGAGAGGGCGAUUCCUAUGUUUUGGGCAGCCAUAAAUGCAGGGGAUAGAGUUGAUAGUGCUUUGAAAGACAUGGCCAUUGUAAUGAAGCAGCAAAAUCGAGCAGAGGAAGCCAUUGAAGCUAUCAAGUCUCUGCGUAGUAGAUGCUCAGAUCAAGCGCAGGAGUCUCUUGAUAACAUUCUAUUGGAUCUCUACAAGAGAUGUGGAAGGUUGGAUGACCAAAUAGCAUUGUUGAAGCACAAAUUGUAUUUGAUUCAACAAGGGCUGGCUUUCAAUGGGAAGCGCACCAAGACAGCCCGAUCUCAAGGAAAGAAAUUUCAGGUCUCUGUCGAGCAAGAAGCCACACGGUUGCUGGGAAACUUGGGGUGGGCAUUGAUGCAGCAAAACAACUAUAUCGAAGCAGAAGAUGCUUAUCGGCGGGCACUUUCGAUUGCUGCCGAUAAUAACAAAAUGUGUAACCUAGGUAUUUGUUUGAUGAAGCAAGGUAGAAUUGGGGAGGCUAAAGAAACCUUGCGAAGAGUGAAACCAGCAGUGGCUGAUGGACCAAGAGGGGUAGAUUCCCAUCUUAAGGCCUAUGAGAGGGCACAGCAGAUGCUCCAGGAUCUUGAGUCGGAGAUGAUGAAUAAAGGAGGAGGGGAUCGGGUCGAACAAAGCCGGCUCUUUGACGCCUUCCUUGGUUCUUCAUCAAUUUGGCAACCUCAACCUUGCAAGGACCCCAUCAGCUUGCCAAAAUCAAAUGCGGUUAAACCCCAAGAUGAUUUUGGUGAUGAGAACAUCAAUUCGAAUGUAACGGUAAACCAGGUGGUGAUUCCUCAACCAAAACCAGUCGCUCUUCCUUUCGGAAAUUCGCUAAAUAUCGAUGCACCACCCUUUUACUCAUCAAAGCUGGUGAAGGAGGUGAAAGCUCCAGUUGUGAAUCAAUUGCAUGAGACCCUUAAAAGAACACGGUCAGGAAACUCAGCUAACUCUAUAAGAGUGAAUGAAAUGGGUGGAGACUGCACAAAGCCUUUAUCUGAAGAACUGGAAAAACCAGAGAUUAAGACAAGAAGAAGGCUCUCUCUUUCAACUAAAGAGAAAGGAGACAAAUUGGCUGAUUUAUUACCAGAUAGCCAAGACUUUGAGGAGGCUAUCAUUUCAGCUGCAGUUCUAGGCCCAGCAAAUGAAGCAGUGACUCAAAGGAUGUUUCCAAAGAAAACUGAUAAGAGGCUUAAGGUCUUCCAAGAUAUUACUCUUUCUUUGAGUCCCAGAGCCUGAUGUUGGUUAACUGAUUUAGUUUCUCAAGUAACUUAAUAUUCUAAGGUUGGAGAUGAACUUGUUCUCCUCACCUACUUGACUUCCUAUUCCUGAAAAAAAAGGGGUAGCAGUUCUUAAGGUUGUAGCCUUAAGUAUUAUUUACAUUUUAUUUAUGUAUGCCUCUCAAAUAAGGCGCAUCCCACACCCAUCAAGAUAAUAAAAAACACUUUGGUUUA
This is a messenger RNA of Gossypium raimondii (Peruvian cotton), 1826 nucleotides long. RefSeq names its product protein POLLENLESS 3-LIKE 2. Lineage: Eukaryota; Viridiplantae; Streptophyta; Magnoliopsida; Malvales; Malvaceae. Gene Ontology annotation, molecular function: protein binding. The transcript has 4 exons. The record is from RefSeq and is a predicted model, not a curated record. The coding region runs from base 175 to 1611 and encodes 478 amino acids.